This is a messenger RNA of Elaeis guineensis (African oil palm), 2228 nucleotides long. RefSeq lists its product as uncharacterized. Lineage: Eukaryota; Viridiplantae; Streptophyta; Magnoliopsida; Arecales; Arecaceae. The record is from RefSeq and is a predicted model, not a curated record.
UUAAAACUAGAUUUUUGCCGGAGUCCUAAAUGUGGACUGGCUAGAUAAGUAGCCCCUCGAGUGAGGUGGGUCUAAAGCACCGUCAUGAUCUUGUGGUCUAGCUCUGCGUUAGCCUGGCCACAAUAUGAGAAUUUUUUCUCUUAAUACCAAAAUGAGAAAUUGAUGUUGGCGGACGAAAAGUUGGUAAUUGAAAUUUUAGUCAGGGACGGCCAAAGCCUCUGAGCCGCCCUUUUGUGCAUGGGACUGAACGAGGAUAGACAAUCAAAUCUUCCUCGUUGUCCGCUUCGCAUGGCCGACGGAGCACUUCUCCAUGAUGCCAAAAUAUUCUUCUCCAGAUGCUUUUUCUCGACCAAAACUAGGCUCCUCUCGCCCUCGAGAGCUCCGCACCACACCAUCCUCCUCCCCUCUUGUAUACCCCACCUACAAAGCUCUUCCCAUCCCUCCAUCUACCGCACCUGCCAUUACCACUUCCCACAUCACUUCAAGCUCGCCGGUGAUCGCGCACAGCCAUGUCGGAGACCCCGGACAUACGAGAGGUACCGGACAAGCCUGACCGGCUGGAGGAGGAUGCUCCGACCCCGAACAUCCGAGAGGUACAGGAGAAGCCCGACCGGCGGGAGGAGGAUGCUAGCAUGGGGUCGGAGACUCCGGAAAAUAACAUGCACGCGAAGCCCCAGGAUCCACCGAGGGAGCCGGGGCUCGUCGGAUGGUUUGUUUAUGGCCUGAGCUCAUACUUUGUUCACACAGUCCUCAUUCCAAUACUUUUUCCUCUCCUCGUAAUUCAAAGAGCGGCUUCUACCUCCGACCUGCCGCCGCUGCCGGCCUACACCUCCAGAGGAGUGGCGUGCUCUCCACAAGAAAUGACCUUAUACCAAAGGCUAAUCAACCAUUCAAUUAAGGUCGAUGGUGCCAAGUUCUCCCCUUUACAUUGGACAGCAAUCUCAUGGGCUGCAGGAAUCCUCCUCACCGGCCCCAUCCUCCCCCAUGUAGCAUACUACUUGGACCAAGGCCAAUACCAACCUAUAAUUCUCGGUGGCGCUCCUGCAAUUGCUGCCUUCUCAUGUCUUCUCACCGGAUUCUUCAAAACAACAUGGCACUUCCCUUUCCACAUCGCCAUCAUCGCCAGUGCGAGCAUUAUCGGCGCCGCCGCCCAUAGCUGCAACCUGGGCCUCAUGAUCCGUGGCCUCACGGCGCAUGUCACAGCUAAACGCCGCUUCCUACGCCGUCGGGCUGCUGCGAGCUGGUUAUCCUUAUUUUGCACCGCCGCCGGCUCUAUCGGGGCUGCCAUCAUUGCCGUCUUCACCUACCACAUGCUCCGCCGCUCCGACAAGCUCACUAGCUUAUGGGUGGUCUCCAUCUUCAGUGGCCUCAUGUUAUGCACCGGCAUUUGCCAUGCCUUCUCAAAUCUGCCAGCUCCAUCCUCAGCAAUUUCCUCAGCAAAAUAUGCUCAUAUCCUUGCAAUUGCUAAGUAUCCGCAUGCCAUCGGUAGCCUCAUCGCCGUGCUAUUGUCGUCGUUCUCGUCGAUGUGCAUCUUCACCAGCGGCACUUUAUAUAUUAUCGGCGAUCUUUGCAUCAAACCGGUUAUUUUGCUAGCUUUGUGGAUGAUUUACUUCAUAUUUCCUAUGUUUUCACUUCCUAUACUGCAUCCAGUUCAGCUCAUCAUUCGGGCUGAUGCGGUAAGCAUGCAACUGCUUGCAUUCUUUAUGUCUGCAUUCACGUCCGGGCUCGGUUUCUACUGCAAGGAUGAGAAGUGGAAGCGAGUCCAUAUGAUUCUUGUGGUGCUUCUCCAGAGCACGGCAGUAGGGGUGUUGCAUGCCUUUGGGAGGGUGUUACUGCUGGAUUGCUCGCCGGCGGGCAAGGAAGGGGCAUUCUCAGUAUGGCUUGCAUGGGUUAGGGCGGCCGGGGCGUGCGCCGGGUUCGCAGUUGCGACGGCGGCGCCCGGUAACGUUGGGAGGAAAUUUGGUGUUGCAUUUGUGGCGAACUUUGUGGGAGUGGUGGUGCUGAUCUUUGGGAAUGUUAGUAAUUUGGGAGGCGUUGUGGCUGCAGGGCAUGUGAGAGAGGACGAGAGAGAGGAGGGUCCUCUUGUUUAUGGGUUAGAAAGCGUAGGACAAGCGGAAAAUAGGGUUAAGGCGACGUCAAAUUCGGGUGAGAGGAGCAAGGGACAUGAAGUAGGAGUUUGAGUUGUAUGCUUUCUUGUGAAUGCUAUGUGCUGCUUGCUACAAAUUGUU